AUGACUAUGGCAGCUCGCGCAAUUCAGCCCUCCACGGUGCCGCGAGUCACAGAACUACCACCCUUCAACGGCGCGUCAAGCGAAUGGCUGCCCUGGAAGAUGGCCUAUGAAGAGUCUGCGGGGCAGCUGACCGAGCAAGAAAACUUGGGUAGAUUACGUCGGUGUUUAAAGGGUGCGGCCAAAGAGGCUGCACACUGUCUUUUCGUCGGGGAUACGUCUGCAGCAGAAGUAAUACAAUUACUUGCUACGAGGUUCGGCCGUCCAGGAGCACUCGUGAUGGCCGAGAUGAAUAAACUUCGUGCGCUGCCGCGGCUGUCAGACAACCCCAAGGACAUCUGUCUAUUCGCAUCCAGAAUAGCCAAUGUCACUGCAACAAUUCAAGCCCUGAAGAAGAACCACUAUUUGUACAACGAAGAAGUGACAAGAUCCAUCACGGAGAAGAUGCCUUCUGCGCUACGAUUCAAAUACUACGACUUCGUAGCAGAACAGCCAGCUGAUCAACCGGACCUGAUAACGCUCUCCAAGUUCCUGCAAAUCACCGCAGCCAGGUGCGGUGACUUCGCACCCGCCGAAAUAAUAGUAAAUGAAGACCGGCGGGAGCCAGCAACGAAGAGAAGCGUGAAAACAUACAUCACGCAGGAGAAACCGACUUCACCGCCGUGUCCGACGUGCAACAGGGAGGGACACGCACCACCCGAUUGCAUCACUGUGAAGAACGCCGAGCCACAAGCAAGAUGGGAGAUAGCAAAAAAACACAGGCUAUGUUUCCGUUGCCUGAGGAUAAAAAGAUUUCGUCACAACUGCAAGACGAAGAGAUGCAACGUUGGUGGGUGUACACACCUACAUCACCCACUCCUGCACGUCGACACCAUAGAGAAGAAGGACAGCGAGCCCUCCGAUGAUAAAGCAGCCGCAGUCGUCGCGUCUGCGAGAGAAGAUAAGAAGAUCGCAUUCCUCAAGAUAGUGCCGAUACAAGUGAUCGGUCCCAAAGGAACGUGCGAUACAUACGCACUCCUGGACGACGGCGCAACGUGCACCAUCAUCGAAGAAGCAACAGCGAAGCAAAUCGGCGCCACUGGUCCUCCCGCACCCUUCUACAUAGAGGCCGUGGCCGGGACACGCAUAAACGCCGAUGAAUCGAAGCUUGUCCACUUCACAAUACGGGGACGAAGAUCGGAAGAUCAUGCCGUGUCUGCGCGAACCAUGAAGAAACUACUGUUAUCUCCACAAACAGUAUCACGCAGCGCAAUAGAAGACUGUCCACACUUGUACGAUAUAAUAGAUCAGCUGACAUAUGAAGAAGGUCAACCGACGGUUCUGCUGGGUCAAGACAACUGGCAUUUGCUGCUCGCACAUGAAGUCAGAAGAGGCAAUAAGACACAACCGGUCGCAUCACUCACCGACCUGGGUUGGGUGUUGCACGGCACGGGAGCGGCGAGAGCGAGACAGCAAGUGCACAGAAUCAGUCACUUAGUCGACGGGCAAGAAAAUGAAGAAUCCAUAGAGCGAUUAAUGAAAGAACACUUCGCUCUCGAAUCACUGGGCGUCACACCGAAGCGCUCAUACAAUGAAGAGGAACAACGCGCGCUGAAAAUAUUGCAAGAAAAAACUCGCCCGUUACCGGCGGGAGGCUACGAGACCGCGUUGCUAUGGAAACGCGACAACGCAACGCCGCCGGCUAACUACGACUCAGCAAUGCGACGCCUCGAGUUAAUUGAGAAAAAACUCGACAAGAAUGAAGACAUGAAGAACAGAUAUAAACAGCAAAUUACCACGCUGUUAGAAAGGGGAUAUGCAGAAAUCGCCCCACCGGUGAAGACUGAACGAGUAUGGUACCUGCCACACUUCGCUGUCAUCAACCCACAGAAACCGGACAAGCUGCGCAUCGUGCACGACGCCGCCGCCAAGACAAGGGGCAUUAGUCUCAACGACAUGCUGCUGUCGGGACCCGACCUACUCCAAUCACUACCUGGGGUCCUCAUGAGGUUCCGACAGCGCCGUGUGGCGGUCACAGCGGACAUCAAGGAUAUGUUCAUGCGUGUCACAAUACGAGAAGAAGACCGAGACAUGCAACGGUUUCUAUGGAGAGGAGAUCGACGCCAGGGUCCAGCUGUCGAAUAUAGGAUGAAGAGCGUCAUCUUCGGGGCCACUUCGUCGCCAUGCACGGCGAUAUACGUGAAGAACAAGAACGCCGAACUACAUAAAGAAGAGUUCCCGGAGGCGGCUGCAGCGGUGGUUGUCAAUCACUAUGUUGACGACUACCUCGCUAGCUUCGACACUGAAGAGCAAGCCGUACGAGUCUCAAGCGAGGUCGCCUACAUCCACAGCCGGGCGAACUACUAUCUUCAGCGCUGGGCAUCGAACUCGCGCCAUGUACGAGAAGAGUUCUCACAUAGAAAUGAAGAGAACAUGGUGCAACUCGACGCUGAGAAGAUACUGGGAAUGGUGUGGCGGCCUGAGGAAGACAGUCUCGGGUUCAACUUCAACGGGAACAAACUUCCGUUACACAUCAUACGAGGCGAACGCACCCCAACGAAGAGAGAAGCCCUCCGCGCCGUUAUGUCGCUGUUCGACCCAUUGGGCCUGGCCACACCCGUCACAAUACAAGCCAAGAAGAUAUUACAAGAAACGUGGCGCACGGGUAUCGGCUGGGACACCGAACUGCAAGAACGGGAAGCAGCAGCGUGGCGGAGCUGGAUAUCGCACGCACAGCAGUUACCCCACUUGGUAAUACCACGGUGUUACCCCGGUGUGGCGACGGCACGUACGACGGAGCUUCACACAUUCGUCGACGCGAGCUCAGAUGCAUACGCCUGUGUCGUAUACUGGCGGGCCGUAUGCGUGACCGGCGAGGUACGUGUGUCACUCAUCGCAGCCAAGGGAAGAGUGGCCCCUUUGAACAAGGUCACCACUAUACCACGUCUGGAGCUGCAAGCGGCCGUACUAGGGAGCCGCCUGUCACGCACGGCUGUCGAAGAACACGAUCUGAAACCUGCCCGUCGUGUCUACUGGUCGGAUUCGCGUACCGUACUGUCUUGGUUACGCACCGGGCCGCGUGCAUUCAAGCCCUUCGUCGCUCACCGAGUCGCUGAAAUUAUGGAAGAUACGAAAACGAACGAGUGGAGAUGGGUGCCGACGGCCGACAACGUCGCGGAUGAUGCCACACGCGACGUGCCACACCACUUCACUUCAACACACAGAUGGUUCCGGGGGCCGCAGUUUCUAUAUCGACCAGAAGAAGAGUGGCCUCAUGAAGACGAUUCCCACCAUACGGAAAAUACAAGCGAAGAGCGCGCCCACACCAUACAAGAUGCAACACGAUUAUCUCGAGCGUUGCCCGAUCCCGCGCGAUUCUCCGACUGGAUGAAGAUCGUCCGCAGUACGGCCCGCGUAUUGCAAUUUAUAGAUAAAUUACGACCACUCAAACAACACUGCGCCGUCGCUACCCACAAGAGAAACAAAAAACAUGAAGACGAUCCCACGUGGCGAAGCAACAAGAUAAGAAAACCAGAACCGUCGAAAAGAAAAAACGUACGUGCGCCUGUGUGUUAUAUACCCAUAGACACACACUACUUAGAACGCGCCCGUCGGCUAUGGAUCCGCUCAAUACAGGAAGAGGCAUUCAGCAUCGAUAUAGCGGCGUUGCGACGCAAUAAACAACUGUCGUCGAGUAGUCGACUUAUACAGUUGUCCAUUUUUAUCGACGAAGACAAUGUGCUGCGACUCCGCUCAAGGGUGUCGGCUGCCGUCGAUCUGUCCGCGGAGCAACGGGAACCACCCAUAGUCGACGGUCAACAUGUAUGGGUACGCCUGUACAUAGCAUGGGUGCACAGAAAACUUCAUCACGGGGGCUUCGAAACCACUGCGAACGAGGUGCGUCAACACAUGUGGGUGUUGCGCCUACGACAUGCCGUUCGUAGUGAACUGAAGAGAUGCCAAACGUGCCGCAUCAGGAAAGCAGCACCAGCACAACCAUCAACGGGCAACCACCCACGCAGCAGGCUGGCACAUCAUCAGCGGCCGUUCACCUUCACCGGCCUAGACUACUUCGGGCCGAUGACAGUGACGGUGGGUCGCACGCAUCAGAAGCGGUACGGCGUGCUGUUCACAUGUCUCACCACGAGGGCUGUGCACCUGGAGAUCGCCGGCAGCCUCAGCACCGACUCCGCAGUAAUGGCUCUGCGGCGCUUUAUAAGCCGCCGCGGGUGCCCCACGGAGCUGUGGUCGGACCAAGGCACCAACCUCAAGCGACCUCGAGAUGAAGAAAGCAGCCGCUGA
Molecule: messenger RNA, 4278 nt
Organism: Achroia grisella
Lineage: Eukaryota; Metazoa; Arthropoda; Insecta; Lepidoptera; Pyralidae
Exons: 1
Coding region: 1-4278 (1425 amino acids)
Molecular function (GO): nucleic acid binding
Source: RefSeq, a predicted model, not a curated record